AGUAGUUGUAUGCAAGAACAGCCACUUACUGGUUGUAGAAAUGAGCCACAAGAGAAAGGAAUUCCCGAUAUGAAGAAUCAUUCUGUCUUAGGGACAAUUAUGGGCCGUGUCUCUCAAAAUAGCAGAAGUAUCAAGGAUGAGAACAGUAACCAUAUUUCUUUCGGAUUGAAUCGAGACACAAACGAUGGCAAAAACAACACUAACCAAAAUAUACAAAGCAAUUGUAAAGGUGACAUAACCAUAGAUUUCCAGGAAGAAACUGGGUCAGUUUUGAAACAAAGAAAAGUUAAAGGGGUUGAAGCACUUCAUGCACUGAAGUGUGCAAAUAAUCCUGGGAAAAGGUCUAGGUUUGACCAACAUAAGGAAGCACUGCUAGGAAAAAAACGCAGUAGGCAGACCAUGUUUCUCAAUUUGGAAGAUGUCAAGCAAGCUGGUCCCAUCAAGACGUCGACCCCAAAAAGACAGAACUUUCCAGCUGCUAUUACCAAACGUACAGUGAAAGAUGCACAUUCAGUUCCUCCUGCUGAAAGUACUGCAGAAAAACAGAAUCAGCAUGUGAACAAGGAUCUAAAACAUGUUGAUUUAUCAUGUAAUGAAGGAAACAAUUAUGUGGAAUCCAAUGAUUCAAAAUCUGAAUGUAAUGGUGAUAUGAAUUCAGGAAUUCUGGAUCGGCCUAGGAGGCUGAAUAGUUCCACAUUUCUUGCUGCAGAGGUAAUCCUACCUUCCAUAUCGAGACAGUGUUCGUGGAAGCAGCCCUUGGAAUCAAGGCAGGUCGGCAAUUCACAAAUAUCAACUAGGAAGUCAGCUCUAACCAGUCACGGUUCUAUUGAUCCAAAAUUAUCAACCCAAAAACUUCCGCCCAAGAAGCCAGCUGCAGCUACGCGGAGAGCCCAAUGUCAGGAUACUUCCGUGGAACGUCUUUUGCGGGAGGUGACUAAUGAAAAACUUUGGCAUCAUCCAGGAGAAGCUGACCUCCAGUGUGUCCCUGCUCGAUUUGAAUCUGCGGAAGAGUAUGUAAAAGUAUUUGAGCCUUUGCUUUUUGAGGAAUGCCGUGCACAGCUUUACAGCACCUGGGAGGAGUUGAUUGAAGCAGUUUCCUGGGGCUUACAUAUUAUGGUUCGUGUAAAGAGUGUUGAAAGACGAGAAAGAGGGUGGUAUGACGUGACAGUUCUUCCUGCAAAAGAAUGUAAAUGGGCAUUCAAGGAUGGUGAUGUUGCAAUUCUUUCUACCCCCAGGCCUGGAAAAGUAGGAUCCAAAGGAAGCAACACUUAUUAUAAGGACGAUGAUGGUGAGCCUGAAGUCAGUGGACGUGUGGCUGGAACUAUAAGGAGAUACAUGCCUAUUGGAACUCGUGAUUCCCUUAGGGUGAUCCUUCAUUUUUAUGUUGGGGACUCUUAUGAUCUGAACAGCAAGGUAGAUAAUGAUCAUAUUCUGAGGAAAGUUCAGGCCAGAGGUAUCUGGUUUCUAACUGUACUUGGUUCUCUUGCAACUACUCAAAGGGAAUAUGUUGCUCUGCAUGCAUUUCAACGCCUCAAUCUCCAGAUGCAAACAGCUAUCCUGCAGCCUAGUCCCGAGCACUUCCCAAAAUAUGAUGAACAGCAUCCUACUACACCUGAAAGUUUUACACCGAACUUUGUUGAUUAUCUAAGUAGGACCUUCAACGUACCCCAGUUAGCAGCAAUCCAGUGGGCUGCAAUGCAUACUGCUGCUGGUACAAGUAGUGUUAUGAAAAAAAAGGAAGAUCCUUGGCCAUUUACUCUAGUUGAAGGGCCUCCAGGCACAGGUAAGACACACACAGUAUGGGGAAUGCUAAAUGUCAUCCAUCUUGUUCAAUAUCAGCACUAUUAUUCAGCACUGCUUAAGAAACUAGCUCCUGAUAGCUAUAAGAAAACAAGUGAGAGCAACUUCAACAAUGUCGCCACUGGAUCCAUUGAUGAAGUUCUACAGAGCAUGGAUCAAAAUCUUCUUUGCACCCUUCCAAAUCUGAGUACAAAACCUAGAAUGCUGGUUUGUGCUCCUUCAAAUGCUGCAACAGAUGAAUUGCUUACGCGUGUUCUUGACCGCGGGUUUAUUGACGGUGAAAUGAAAGUUUACAGGCCUGAUGUGGCCCGAGUUGGUGUUGAUUCACAAACACGUGCUGCUCAGGCUGUUUCUGUUGAGUGCAGAACUGAACAGCUUCUAGUCAAGAGUCGUGAUGAAAUUUAUGGAUGGAUGCACCAGUUAAGAGCCCGUGAAGCUCAGUUAUCUCAGCAGAUAGCUUGUCUACGCAGAGAACUCAAUCUUGCUGCUGCUGCUUGUUGUGCCCAAGGGUCAGUUGGGGUUGACCCAGGCAACCUUGUGACUCGGGACCAGAACCGAGAUAGCUUGUUGCAAAAGCUGGCAGCAGUUGUUGAGAACAGGGAUAAAAUUUUGGUGGAAAUAUCCCGUCUUCUCAUUUUAGAAGGUAAGUUUCGAGUAGGUGGAAACUUUAAUUUGAAUGAAGCUCGUGCUAAUCUGGAAGCAAGUUUUGCCAAUGAGGCUGAAAUUGUCUUCACCACUGUGUCAAGCAGUGGACGCAAGUUGUUCUCUCGUCUCACUCAUGGUUUUGACAUGGUUGUAAUUGAUGAGGCAGCACAAGCCAGUGAAGUAGCCAUUCUUCCUCCUCUCUGUCUUGGUGUAGCACGGUGCGUUCUUGUAGGGGAUCCCCAGCAACUUCCUGCAACUGUUAUCAGCAAGGCAGCUGGAUCAUUAUUAUACAACAGAAGCCUCUUUGAGAGGUUCCAGCAAGCUGGCUGCCCUACGAUCUUGUUAUCCGUUCAGUAUAGGAUGCAUCCUCAAAUCAGGGAUUUCCCUUCUAGGUAUUUCUACAAGGGCCACCUAACUGACAGCGAAAGUGUUGCUCGGUUACCGGACGAAAUAUGUUAUAUGGACCCUUUACUGCGGCCUUACGUGUUCUAUGACAUUAGCCAUGGUCGAGAGUCCCGACGAGGUGGAUCUGUUUCAUAUCAGAACGUACAUGAGGCACGGUUUUGUCUUAGUUUGUGGGAACAUCUUCAGAAAACUUUGAGAUCACUGGGUAUGGGAAAAGUUUCUGUUGGCAUAAUCACCCCAUACAAACUGCAACUGAAAUGCCUUCAACGCGAGUUUGAGGACGUUUUAAAUUCAGAAGGGAAAAAUAUUUAUAUCAAUACGGUGGAUGCUUUCCAAGGCCAAGAACGAGAUGUCAUCAUAAUGUCUUGUGUCCGUGCUUCAAAUCAUGGCGUGGGCUUUGUGGCCGAUAUCCGCCGCAUGAAUGUUGCUCUCACUCGUGCUAGACGAGCUCUUUGGGUUGUGGGGAAUGCCAACACUCUGGUGCAAUCUGAUGAUUGGUCUGCACUGAUUGCUGAUGCCAAAUCAAGAAACUGCUACAAGAAUAUGGUUUCUCUACCGAAGGAUUUCCUGAUUCCUAGGACUCGUGCUCAUGCGCAAUUGCCUGGUAAGGUCUCCUCUAAUCCGAGGGGUUUUAGAUCUGGGGUAAGACACAGAUCAUUCGAUAUGCAGACGGACCCCAGUUCUGGAACACCUUCAGAAGCUGAUGAGAAGCCAAAUGCAUCAGUAAUAUGCAAGAAUGGGAAGUACCGUCACUGAAAGCCACCAAUGUGUAAUUCCUUGGAUGAUUUUAAUCAGUUGGGCAACAAAUCCCCAGUUGCCUGGUAAUUUGCAAGGAGGAGAGACUUGUAGCGACUGGUUGUUAACUAAAAUUUAUCUUCUUCGCCUUGGAUGAGUUCCCGGAAUAUCACUGGAGUUGAAUUGGGCUCCUCAUUCCAAACCUGAACUUUUGUGCAGUCAAUGUGGUUGCAAAUCAUUCCUAGGUCUGGAAGCUUGUGGAACUUCUUUAUCUUCUCAUUGUGAUCACUGUAGUGUGAAACAACAAAUUCCGAUCACUUUCCUGCUGAAGUCGGGCAGAAUAUAUAUCGCAGCAGAAUGGAAGAGAUCGGGAAAACCAAAACCGUGGGGUUGAAGGGAUGGCAUGGCAGUGAAGAACAUUGCUUUUUGUGAUUGGGCUGUAGCUUUCUCAAACUGCCAUAAUUUCUGGCCGUUUCCAGCGCUAAACCUUAAUCUGCAGCCCACGGUGAUGGAAACUCCACAAGAACUUCGAGUCGAAUCUGGUGCUGGAUUUCCUGCCCGGACAAGAUUAUAGUGUCUCAUGCUUGGCUAAAAGCUUCAACUGAUGCUUUUGAUUCUCUCUUCCCAAAAUAAACAGCUGCUGACUGAUUUGAAGCCGUCCUUCUCAAAAAGUAUAGUAUGUAUAUGUACAUUACAGCGUACAUUGAUUUGGGAUAUGCCUGGAUUUUGGCUGGAGGGAUGUUAAAAUCUUUGUAGGAUUUCACUUUCAUUUUUCUAUUACUUGAUUAAUUUGAUUUGAAUAGGCUGUUAGAUGCCAAACAUGGCCUCCUGUGAGUAUAUUUCAACCUUCUGUAUAGAUAUUGACUGAGAGAGAGAGAGAGAGUACAGUAUAAAAAUCCUUUUAGCUGAUGAUCCCAGUGGAGAGGUCGGGUCUAUGUACAUCUUCAAUGUACUCUGCUUGAUCAAUUGUUCAU
Messenger RNA from Diospyros lotus (date-plum), 4559 nucleotides. Its product is annotated as helicase sen1-like. Gene Ontology annotation, molecular function: helicase activity. The coding region runs from base 10 to 3606 and encodes 1198 amino acids. The record is from RefSeq and is a predicted model, not a curated record. The transcript has 8 exons. Lineage: Eukaryota; Viridiplantae; Streptophyta; Magnoliopsida; Ericales; Ebenaceae.